This is a messenger RNA of Leopardus geoffroyi (Geoffroy's cat), 2300 nucleotides long. RefSeq names its product mitochondrial ribosomal protein S27 (gene MRPS27). The record is from RefSeq and is a predicted model, not a curated record. The transcript is spliced from 11 exons. Gene Ontology annotation, molecular function: protein binding. Lineage: Eukaryota; Metazoa; Chordata; Mammalia; Carnivora; Felidae. Bases 40 to 1284 code for a protein of 414 amino acids. Gene Ontology annotation, cellular component: mitochondrion.
CUCAACCCCUGGGCGUUCUUCCUCUUGGUAUGCUCCAAGAUGGCAGCCCCCAUAGCGAGGCGCUGGUUUCUUCUGGCGCGGAGAGUGCCUCUGCCUCCAAUCUCCCUGGCAGGUAAAAGAUGCCUCCUUUCUGCAGCAUAUGUGGACAGCCACAAAUGGGAAGCAAGAGAAAAAGAACAUUGUCACCUUGCUGAUCUAGCAUCUUUAAUGGAUAAAACAUAUGAGAGAAAGCUGCCUGUUAGUUCUUUAACAAUAUCACGGUUUGUGGACAAUAUUUCAUCUAGAGAAGAGAUAGACCAUGCAGAGUAUUACCUUUACAAAUUUCGACACAGCCCCAAUUGUUGGUACCUGAGAGACUGGACUAUCCACACCUGGAUUAGGCAGUGUUUAAAAUAUGGUGCACAAGACAAAGCCUUAUAUACUCUUGUAAAUAAGGUCCAAUAUGGAAUUUUUCCAGAUAACUUUACAUUCAAUUUACUGAUGGAUUCUUUCAUAACAAAAGAAAACUACAAAGAUGCUUUAUCCGUGGUUUUUGAGAUCAUGCUGCAAGAAGCUUUUGAAGUGCCUUCUACUCAGCUUCUGUCCCUCUAUGUUUUAUACCAUUGCCUGGCCAAGAAGACAGACUUCAGUUGGGAAGAGGAGAGGAAUUUUGGUGCAUCUCUAUUACUCCCAGGCCUAAAGCAAAAGAACUCAGUGGGGUUGAGUUCCCAGUUGUAUGGCUAUGCACUUCUUGGGAAGGUGGAGUUGCAGCGAGGGCUCCGGGCUGUGUACCAUAACAUGCCUCUGCUGUGGCAACCCGGCUACCUCAACAGAGCCCUUCAAGUGAUGGAGAAGGUGGCCUCGUCCCCGGAGGACGGGAAGCUGUGUGCAGAAGCGCUGGAUGUGCUAGACAGAACGCUGAAGGCUGUGACUGCUCCAGCCUGUGGGUCUUCAGAGGCACAGCCCCAAGAAGAAGACAGCCAGGGCUCAGAAGAACUGGUGGAGCAGUUGGACGUGGAGGAAACUGAACAGUCCAAGCUUCCCCAAUACCUGGAACGAUUUAAGGACUUACAUUCUAAGCUUGAGGCUUUGGGCAAAGUUGAAUCAGAAAGUCCUUUGACUCUGACCAUCCAGCUCGUCAAGGAACAGCUCCCCACCUUUGAAGCAGAGGAUAUAGCAACCUAUGAGCAGAAGCUGCAGCAAUGGCAUCUGGAACGGGUACACUUGAUUCAGAGGGAACAGGAGCAGAGGGAGAAGGCAAAGCAGGAGCAUGAGGCCCAGAGGGCAGCAAAGGCAUCUGCCUAACAGGCCCUCAGGCCCCCAGACCCCACAGAGGAACUUCACUAGGCCCUGUCCUAGGAUUCUUGCUGACCAUGAUGGCAGCCUCAGCUUCCUCUGUCCGUCGUCUCCUUUUCCUCAAGCAGGCUGCUUGUGACAGAAAGCCACAGUGUUCAGCAUAGUAAGGCACUGUGACUUCCCAUCAGAUGCCUAGGAGGGCUGCUGAGCUCUGAGUGGCAGGUGAUCAGACUGAAACCCCAGCUAAACACCUUAAAAAGGUGCUAUCAAGGCUUAUGGUGGGGUUUCCGGGGUCAGGGAUCAGUGUUGAACGUUGAAAGUCCCUGAUACAUAGCAGUGGUGGAGGGAGAGGCUGUGUUUGAACAGCCUAGUCUUGAGCACAGGCUUCUGAGUGGCCUCUCUCCCCAGCAGGCAAACUGCACGUCCUGAGGCCUCCUCCCCCUCAGUGUCCUCCCAGUCUGAGCUGGGUGUGGGACGCUCACACAUCUCACUUUCUCCCUCCCCCAUGUCUCUGCUCUGCAGACCUAAACUGGGAAGAAAUUGAGGACAGGAAUGAACAUGACACCAUGAACCCACUGGCUUUCAAAUUUCAGGCACCCACAGUAACAUUUUAAGAAUGGAAGCGUUUUUGAGGAGAAGGAUAACUCUAGCUCUGAAGCCUCCUGAGUUUGGCUUCUCCAUCACGUUGGGGUAACUUCUUUCCAAAGCAAUGUCUCAGCUCCUUCCUCAAGGAGGUAAAGUGAGCCUUUUGGGUCCAUGCAUGCACACAUGUGCAACUUGUGAACACACAUUGCCGUUGGAGAAAUAGGAGAAAACGAGAGGCAGGAUGGGGCUUGUAGUGCAUAGGAGACAUUAACUGUGAACCUCCCAGGGAGUGGAAAUUCCUUCCUGAAGUUUCUCUGUGAACGGGGUCAGGGGCAGCUCCUGCUUGCUGUAUACAUUUGCCUGUAAGUACAGUGGUAUGCUUUUAUUCAAGGUCGUGCUCUUUUAAUCAAGAACCUGUGGAAAUAAAUGUUCUGGGAUUA